GUUAUUCGCAAUUCCAAACACCCCGGUGAAAAGAAAACCUUAACACACCCAAACAGUCACUUAAAACCCUCUCGAACAUGGAAAAAAACCCUUGGAGAAAGCGGGGGAAGACAACACAAUGAUGGACGACGAUCAAUCGCAGCCGUUGGUAGUCAAUCACUCGCCGGAUAAAACCCCUGAAUCUCCCCGGCGGCCCUUGAAGAUUGCCAAAUUUUCACAAGAAGACGAAAACAAAACAAUGGGGCAAAACCCUAGCACGAUCCAAAGGUACUUGGUUGCAGUGGAGUAUAUUGGAACUCGAUAUUCUGGUGCUCAACAACAAUCACCUAAAUUCAGGACCGUUGCUGGUGUUCUCGAGAGCGCAUUUCACAAGUUCAUUGGUCAGCCGGUUUCCAUUUUUUUCUCGAGUCGGACGGAUACAGGAGUGCAUGCUUUAUCAAAUGUUUGUCAUGUAGAUGUAGAACGGAUAAGCAAAAGAAAACCUGGUGAAGUGCUGCCACCUCAUGAACCCUCUGUCGUCAAGAAAGCUGUCAACCAUUUUUUACAGAAGUAUGAAGGUGAUAUAAUGAUUACUGAUGUUCGAUGUGUUGCGGCCGACUUUCAUGCUAGAUAUAAAGCUCAAGAGCGAACUUAUUUCUAUCGACUGCUAUCAGGUCCAGAAUCUUUAUCUACCUUUGAGAAAGGUAGGGCAUGGCAUGUAGAGGAGGAGCUAGAUCUUCCGGCAAUGCAGGAAGCUUGCAAAGUUCUUGUGGGACAUCAUGAUUUCAGUUCUUUCCGAGCUUCUGGUUGUCAGGCGAAAUCACCAAUCAGAAACUUAGAUGAACUUAAUGUUAUUGAGGUUUCCCCAUCUCCAUAUUUCCCAUCAGCAAAGGAGAGGGAAACACAUAAUUCCUUAUCUUGUAGUUCUACUCAAAAUAAAGCUGAAUGGUCUAUUGGUGAGGACAGUCGAGGAUUUGGCAUGAUGAGAAGGCAUCGUUCCUUUGUGGUUACUGCACGUGCGCGCUCUUUUCUUUACCAUCAGGUGAGAUUACUUGUUGGUGCUAUAAAAUCUGUUGGCACUGGAGAUUUGAUGGUUUCAGAUGUGGAACGGAUCCUGGAAGCAAAGACGGUAACUGCUAAUGGUCCUAUGGCUCCUGCUCAAGGUCUGUACCUUGCACAUGUCAAAUACGAUCUCCCAUGAAAUGGGCAUGUUGUUUGUUACACCACCAAUCUGCUUGCUAUUUGUGAGCAAACCGAUGAGAUUUUUGCGCAGGUUUGCUGUCAUCAGGUACACUUUUUGUCGAAUACAUUUACAAGGGAUAACUGGUUUGUUCUAAUUGGCAAUUUAAUAGCAUCAUGCUGUAUCUUCAUUUAUACGCAAUUUAGAAAUCCAGUUUUAGGCUGAUUUACUUUAA
Cynara cardunculus var. scolymus (artichoke) is the source of this 1394-nucleotide messenger RNA. Its product is annotated as tRNA pseudouridine synthase A. The transcript is spliced from 10 exons. NCBI's taxonomy places the organism in Eukaryota, Viridiplantae, Streptophyta, Magnoliopsida, Asterales, Asteraceae. Gene Ontology annotation, molecular function: RNA binding; pseudouridine synthase activity. The record is from RefSeq and is a predicted model, not a curated record. The coding region runs from base 119 to 1180 and encodes 353 amino acids. Gene Ontology annotation, biological process: tRNA pseudouridine synthesis.